AAGGACUGGAGGGGACUCGAGGAGUCCGGGCGUCCCGUGUGCUCGCGCAGGAGACUUCAUAACCUACAAGCUAAGUCCCUGACUCCCAGAGCAGGGGGUUUGUCACAGGCUCUGCAACACCUGUCUCCUGCACUGCAGUAGCUGAAGUUGGCCGUGGCCGGAAAGAGAUCCUGGACCCAGGCCCGGGAGCGCAGCGGCCCAGGGAGUUUCUAUCCGCCAGCCAGGCCCUGCGUGGCUACCAUUGGUAGUAGGAGCCUACGCCCUUGGGUCCUAAAGCUCUGGGCAAUCCUAGGCCUGCUCCUGGCCUGUUUCCUCAUCUGUGGAAGCUUCCUAAGGUUGUUGCCAGAAACAAGUGAACAAACGCAGGUGUAGCUCAUGGCAUACAGCAGUCGCUCAAUAAAUGGCGUUAUGAUUUUCAAUUGGAGUCACCACCCCCUGUCCAUUUAUCUGCUUCUCGCCCUCCCUGGCCGGCACAUAGUAGGCCCCCAAUAAAUAAAUGCCGAAUGAACAACAAGUUAUAUGCACAACCAAUCAUUCACAGGGGUGGAGGAUGUCUGGUGUUCCUAUUUCACAGGAGAGAAAACUGAGGCCCUGGUCAAGAAGUGGCCCACACAAGGUCACACAGAGCAGGAGGCAAGGGUAGGCCCCUGAGUCACGCUGUGUGCCCAAUGGGCCAACAGAUAUUAACGAGGCCACCAAGACACUCUCGCAGAGGCAAUCAAAAGGGUCAGACCUUCAGGCCUCUGGGCCAGCUACCGCCUGUCUACCCAGCCCCUGGAAAGAACGCGGGCCCCGAUAGCUUUCUGCACAAUAGAGGCUCACAUACAUAAGAAGCGCACACACUUUACGAUGGGCUCCAGGUGUCGGCUCAUUCCGCAAACUGCCACUACAUAACUGGACUACGGGAUGGGAACUCAUUCCUGCGCCUUUAAAUUCGGGGUGCGUCGAAAAGUCCCGCCCCGAGGGAGCGCGCAACCUGGUUAGGGGGCGUGGCCUGGCCACUAUUGGCUAAACCACGAAGUAUUUUGGAACAAGGGCGCGGGCCUUGAGCGCUUCGAUUGGAGGCAGACAGACAUGGCAGAGUUUUCCCAGAAACGGAAGAAGCGGCAUGACGACGACAUGCUGGGCAGUGCUGUGGACUUCCUCCUGGCCAAUGCCCGCCUGGUACUGGGCAUGGGCGGGGCUGCCGUGCUGGGUAUUGCCACCCUGGCUGUGAAGAGGCUCAUUGAUAAGGCCACCGGCCCUCAGGACGAAGAUGACACUAAGGGGGAUACCACAUCCCUGGAGGACAGUUGGAAAGAACUGAGCCUGCUCAAGGCCACGCCACGCCUACAGUCCCAGUCCCCACCUGCUGCCCUCAGCCAGCCUGUGCUGCUCCCAGCCCCCUUGCCCUCUGCCCCAGAGGGGCCCACAGAUGCCGACCCUCAGCCGUCGUCUCAGCUUAGCCCCCCAGCACCAUUGUGCCUGACGUUCCAGGAGAAACUGCUGGUGUUUGAGCGGGACCAUGUGACCAUCCCAUUGUCCCAUGUGGCUCUGGCUAAACAGCUGGCCGGAGACAUUGCCCUGGAGCUACAGGCCUACUUGAGGAGCAAGUUCCCUGAACUGCCCUUUGGGGCACUUGUGCCUGGGGGGCCGCUCUAUGAUGGCCUGCAGGCAGGGGCCGCUGACCACGUGCGUCUCCUGGCACCCCUGGUGUUGGAGCCAGGCCUGUGGAGCCUGGUACCAGGCAUGGACACUGUGGCUAGGGACCCUCGCUGCUGGGCUGUGCGCAGGACUCAGUUUGAGUUCCACCCCCGGGGAAGCAGCCCUUGGGACCGCUUCCUGGUGGGUGGCUACCUCUCUUCCCGUGUCCUACUGGAACUGUUCCGCAAAGCACUAGCUGCCUCCGUCAAUUGGCCAGCUAUUGGCACCCUUCUUGGGUGCCUGAUCCGGCCCUGUGUAGCUUCAGAGGAGCUGCUGCUGGAGGUGCAGCAUGAACACCUGGAGCUCACUGUUGCUGUGCUUCUCACGGUCACUGGUGCCAGUGUUGGAGACCGCCUCCUUUUGGCCUGGCCUCUGGAGGGGCUGGCUGGGAACCUCUGGCUGCAGGAUUUGUACCCAGCAGAGGCCGCCAGGCUACAGGCUCUGGAUAACCAUGAUGUUGGGACCCGCCGGCGGCUGCUGUUGCUGCUCUGUAGUGUCUGCCAAGGCCACCCAGCCCUGGGGCGGCUGGGCCGGGGCCACCUGACCCAGGUAGUUCUGCGUCUUGGGGAAGAGGAGGUAGAAUGGGCUGAAGAGGCCUUGGGGGAGCGCUUCCUUCAGGCUUUGGAGCUGCUCAUCAUCAGCCUGGAGCGGGCCAGCUUACCCUGCCAUUUCAACCCUGGUGUGAACCUCCUCAAUGGCCUGCAUGAGGAGGAGAUUGAUGACAUUGGCUAUGCACUGUACCUUGGCCUGCAGGCCCCCGAGGGCCUGCUGUAGGUGGGUAGGAAAGGGCAGCCAGCAUGUGUUCCGAUGCUGGUCAGCCGCACACUCUUCCUUCCAGGGAUUUGGAGAGCAUUUUUUUUUUUUUCAGGCAGAAUAAAAGAGAGUGCAUUACCUAAGCCCACAGGAUUAGCAUGUGUAGAGGUGACAGUUACUGGAACCUUGACCUCAGAGAGCUUGGGUUGCUGUCACCUGAGUGUGGCUAGACUGCCUGUCAGGUGUCCCAGAGUACCAGCCACUCACACACACACCCUCAGCCCUCUGAGCCUAACCCCAGGACCUUGAGCUUGGUCCAUCAUCACCAGCAGUGAAUUCAGUGACAAAACAAGGCCAGCUCCAUUUUUCUGUUGAGGUUAGUGCUUUCCUCAGGUGCCAGCUCCCAAGGCUUCUGGCACUAAUUGGUAAAUACCAUGUAUUUGCCUAUCCCUCAGGGGCUGGAGUCACCUGUUUGUUACCUGCGGAAUGCAGCUUUUUGGUUGACCUAAAGGCUAGUGUUUUCCAUUGUCUGUGGUCAAGUUUGCUUGUCGAGCUCUCUUCAGCCUGGAGUGGGUGCUCAGCCUGAUGUGCUGCCCACCUCAUACCUCUGGGGAAGGCCCUUUUCCCCCUAGCCAGGCAAUUUUUCAAUUUGGGCAGUAGAGGCCCCUAGUAGAGCUCCUUCCCCACUCAGUGGGGAAGAGGAGUUGAUCUGUGCUGCCUGCCUGGCCCAGUGUCCUGAUAGCUGCUAAUUGGCCCGGCUGGAGUAGAGGUGAGACCCUCCUAGAGAGGCCUGGUGUGCAGGCCGACUUCCUCAGUGCCAACAUGAACUGUUCUCAGCCAAUAUCUAUUUCCACUGAAGCCUAGCAGAGGUGGAAGAGCUAGGGAGGGGAGGGUCUGCCUUCCCUCUCAGGUGUCCCUCCUA
This is a messenger RNA of Pteropus alecto (black flying fox), 3358 nucleotides long. RefSeq names its product mitochondrial elongation factor 2 (gene MIEF2). Gene Ontology annotation, biological process: mitochondrion organization; positive regulation of mitochondrial fission. Gene Ontology annotation, cellular component: mitochondrial outer membrane. The transcript is spliced from 4 exons. The record is from RefSeq and is a predicted model, not a curated record. Lineage: Eukaryota; Metazoa; Chordata; Mammalia; Chiroptera; Pteropodidae. Bases 1075 to 2457 code for a protein of 460 amino acids.